Messenger RNA from Ornithorhynchus anatinus (platypus), 877 nucleotides. It is a transcript of the gene SMIM29, whose product is annotated as small integral membrane protein 29. The transcript is spliced from 5 exons. Bases 131 to 439 code for a protein of 102 amino acids. NCBI's taxonomy places the organism in Eukaryota, Metazoa, Chordata, Mammalia, Monotremata, Ornithorhynchidae. The record is from RefSeq and is a predicted model, not a curated record.
CGGCCCUUCCGGGGAACCUGCGCCGCCGGGGCCCCGCAGCAGGAGGGCUCCCGGGAGGAGGGGCCUCGCCGAUGCCCACCCCCGGCCCCUCCCACCGCCACCAGCCCCGCUGCCAGCCGUUGCCGAUGUGAUGAGUAACACGACGGCCCCUAGUGCCCCCAGGGCCAACAGCGACUCCCUGGUGGGCUACGUGCUGGGACCCUUCAUCCUCAUCACCCUCAUGGGGGUCGUCCUGGCUGUGAUGAUGUAUAUCCGGAAGAAGAAGCGAGUGGACCGGCUGCGACACCACCUGCUGCCCCUGUACAGCUACGACCCGACCGAGGAGCUGCAGGAGGCCGAGCAGGAGCUACUGGGCGACGUGGGGGACCCCAGGGUGGUGCACGGCUGGCGCAGCAGCUACCAACACAAGCGGGUGCCCCUGUUGGACGUGAAGACCUGAGCGCGGGCCUCCCUCCCUACACUCCUGCAACCAGAACGGAUGGAGCCCGGGGAGCGGGGGGUGGCCCCGGGACCCAGAGGCGCCGGCCCCCCGCCUGCCCACCGCCGGGCACUUUGCACUUCGUCUCCCAGCCUCCCCUCUGGCCCCCUCCUGCGCCCCGCAAGUGGGAGCGACUCUGCGCGCCCCACUGAUCCCUCUCUUCUGGCCCAUCCCCCUGCCCGGUUCCAGCUAGGCUUCUGACCGGGGGCCACCCUUCAAGUAGACCUAUGACCACUCCUCAGACGCCUCCUCGGUGCCGGGCCCUGCCCGAGGAGGUUGCCUCCCUCCCAGGAGGGGGUGGGGCCCUGGGCCCCAGUCGCUGCGACCUGGCUGGGCCCCGUGUACAUUGGUCCGUAUAAUAUAGUUUGUAAAUAAAAUGUUUUGUGGAGAGGAACGUGG